This is a messenger RNA of Parnassius apollo (apollo), 1080 nucleotides long. Lineage: Eukaryota; Metazoa; Arthropoda; Insecta; Lepidoptera; Papilionidae. The record is from the annotation of a GenBank genome assembly.
AUGGCCUCAAAAAGAAACAAAUUGAGCAGAGGCAAGCCAACAUCUUUAUUUCGAGAUGAUGAAUCUAACCACGAUCCAUAUUCUGACGAUGAUGGUGAAUAUGGUUCAGACCACAAUUACGAGCCCGCUGAUAAAGGUGAAGAUAACAGCAGUGACUACAGUGAAAUUUUCGAUGUUCAUAGAAGUCGCUUUGAACGGAAUAGACGGUCUGAAAGCGAGAAGUCGUAUCGUAGUUCUGCUGGCGAUCAAAGCGAUAAUGGCGAGCAGUUAGACCAGAAUUCUGUUAAUGAAAGAAGCUUUGAUGAAACCGAACGUGAUUCCGACAUAAGCGAUUGUAGUAUUUUCGAUCACCAUCAAAUUCAAGUAGCAGGGAAUGAGAAAGAAAGCAGCGUUCAAAGGUAUGAAAGUCAAGAGAACAAUGCUGUUAGAAAUCAUAAAGAUAACAAUGAUAUUCACUUACAACAAAAUUAUGAGCUACCGGAAUAUAGAAAUCAACAAGACGAAGAAGAAAUAAGAAUGAGUCUGGAGAUUAAUGAGGUGAUUGGUGUUCAAUUUCCAAAAAUUCAGGAGCCUUCUCAGGAUAGAAGAGGAGAAAAAAAACUUACAGCCCGAAUGAGAGAGGAGCUGAAUGAUGUGGUUCAAGAUCAAUCUCCACAAAAUCAAGCACAAUCUCAGGCAAAUUUAAAUGAGGCUGGACCGAGCAGAAGAAGAAGUUCAGUAAAUACAGUACGUCGAGGGACUCCUCCACCAAAUGACACAAUUUGGGAAGAUACUGUCUCAAAUAUUGCUUCUAUUGACUUUAGAUCUCCAGAGAAAGGCCCGCCAUUUGAAGUUCAUGAAAAUACCACAUGCGAGGAAGUAUUUGACAAUUUAUUUACCACAGAGAUGAUAGAGUAUUUGGUUGAACGAACAAAUUCCUAUGGAGCUGCUCUUACCAAAACAAAUAGGCCACAUACACGUCAUGCACGCAAUGCUGCCUUUCGAGCAACAAAUCCUGAAGAGAUGAAAAAAAUUUUUAGGUCUUACUUUAUUAAAUGGUCACAUUCGUAUUCCACAACAAAGGAAACUUUUUACAUAUGA